Molecule: messenger RNA, 2337 nt
Organism: Adineta steineri
Lineage: Eukaryota; Metazoa; Rotifera; Eurotatoria; Adinetida; Adinetidae
Source: the annotation of a GenBank genome assembly
AUGCCAUCUCAUAUAUGUUGUGAAGAACAUCGACGACAAUUAUUAAAAUUUGCUGAUUUAUCACAAAUAUUACCAAAUAUUGAUAUGACAAAUCUAGCUUUUUAUUUUGCUCGACAAUGUCAAAAUAAUAAAAAAGCAGCACGAACAGCACGACGUCUAACAGCUAUAUCACAACGUUCAACAACAAUGGAUGAUAAAAGUACUUCACCAUUUCAUAUUGUCGAUCGUUUACUUGCAUCACCAACAGGAAUAUAUAAUCCUGAAUUAAAUUCUCGUUCAUUUCAUGAAUUUUGUUCAAGAAAAGAUUUAAUUAUAUCAUUUGAACGUUAUGUUAAAGCUCUUACACUUGAAGAUUAUAAUAUUAUACCAUAUGCAUUUGAUAUACAAUUAAAAUAUCGUUCAUUAUCAUUUCUCUCUAAACAACAAAUGUACAAUCGUCUUAUGUCAAUGACAAGUAUUAAUCUUAGAGAAACGAAAAUAAAUCGUGUACAUAAAGGUUCAAUGAUUCAAGUACAUUCAAUUGUUGACCCAUUUAUAACACCAAGAUCUAUUCAAUCGAUUGUUGAGGAUGGAAAUAAAAAUAUUAUACGUUUAGCAAUAUAUAAUUGGUAUACUAUAUUAGGUGAUCAAUCAAUUGAGUAUAUACGAAAUAGAAUAAAACGUGAGAGACAUUUUAUUAUUGGUAAUCCAUUUAUUAAAAUGGCUGCAGAUGGUUUAUUAAUAUUACGUGUAGAUAAUCCAAGACUUGAAAUGUGGUUUACUGAUUAUGAAAAAGAAAUUGAACAAAUGGAUGCUGAUAAAUUACGUGAUUUAGGUAACAAAUGUUUUCAUAACAAUGAUAUUUAUGGUGCUAUUGAAUAUUAUUCUCUUGGUUUAAGUAAAAGUCCAAAUGAUACUCGCAUAUUAAAUAAUCGUGCUGAAUGUUAUUUACAAGGACAAUUACCACAUUUAGCACUCACUGAUUGUAAUCAUAUAUUAGAUAUAUGUGUAAAGAAUCCAACCGAUGAAAAUGGUGAUGUAACAUUUACAUGGAAAGUUCAUUAUCGAAAAAUGCGUGCAUUAAUUGGUUUACAAUUAUUUGAUGAAGCAAAAUUAUCACCGGAUUCAUUACUUGAAUGUAUACAAGAUGUUUCAUCAUAUAAUGAAAUUCUUGAUCGAUUUCGACGUAUACUUGAAUCUGAUAUUCCAUGUUUACAAAAAGAAGCUGAAGGAAAUUAUGAUAUGUAUGAAAUAUUAUCAGGACGAGCAAAGAGAUCCGAUGGUUUUUUAGCUGAAUUUGAACGACAAAAUGUUUAUGAAUUUCGACAAUGUGAAAAACCGGAAAAAGGUUUUGGUAUGUUUGCUUUAUGCCGUUUAGAACCGGGUACAUUAUUAUUAGUGGAACGACCAUUUGCAUAUGUUCAUGCAAAAACAAAUGAAAUGUUAGUUGAUGAUCCAAUGCAUUUAAUUACUUUUUCUUUAACACAAAAACCUGAAUAUAGAAAUAUGGAAGAUGGUGGGACAAAUGGUGGAAAAUAUCUUCGUCAAACUGUUCUUGAACUUUUAAGAGAAGUUGAAACACGCAUAUUGAUAGAUCAUAAAUAUUUUGUUGAAAAAUUAUCUCAUCUAACACCAUUACGUCAACAACCUUUAAGAAAAAAAUCUGAUGAUGAAGAUUAUUAUCAUCUUCCAUAUAAAGUUUUACUAGAAAUUUUUGAACGAAAUGUAAUUGGUAGUGGUUUAUGGACAAAAUUAGCUCGAUUUAAUCAUUCAUGUUUACCGAAUUGUUUUUAUAUUAUUAUUAAUCAUGUAUGUUUUCUUAGUGUUAUUAAACCAAUUGAAAUAGGUGAAGAAAUGACAAUAUGUUAUUUACCAACAGUUUAUAGUUCAUAUAUUGAACGAACACUUCGUUUACGUGAAUAUUUUAUUGAUGAAUGUCAAUGUCAAUUGUGUGAACAUGAUCGAAAUAUUGGUCAAGCUGAAAUGCAACAAUUAUGUCGACAAUUCGAAGAAAAUGAUGAAGAUGAAGAAAAACGUCGUUAUUUAUUUAAACAUUUAAUAUAUCAAUAUAGUUCAGAUCGAUCAUUAGGUUUUAUUGAACAAAUGAGUCAAUUAAAACGAUCUAUUAAGCUUGAUAUAUUUGUUAAACAAGUUAAACAUGGUUAUCUUAUGCAUCCCUAUAUACUAAAAUAUAUAUUAACACAUAUAAAUAAAUAUGAUAAAUUACAAAAUAUAAUUAAUGAAUUAAAAAAAGAAUUUUCUUACUUCAAUUGGACUAUUGAAAAUAUUGAUAAUGAGAAUCAAAUAAAUCGAUUUAAAGAUAUUAUUCAAUUAUUAAUCAAUUAUCUUCAAAAUUAA